Messenger RNA from Nilaparvata lugens (brown planthopper), 3722 nucleotides. RefSeq lists its product as uncharacterized. The transcript has 3 exons. The record is from RefSeq and is a predicted model, not a curated record. NCBI's taxonomy places the organism in Eukaryota, Metazoa, Arthropoda, Insecta, Hemiptera, Delphacidae. The coding region runs from base 160 to 3129 and encodes 989 amino acids.
CAUUUCCACAUUUAAAAAUCAUUCAUUAGAGUGAUUGGAAUAUUUAAAUCAAUAAAAAAUCUGUCCAAUAAGCUCAACUUAAUUGGCUGAUAAUCUUUGCUUGUUGCUCUUCUAUUGUCUGACAAAGUCAUUCUAGAAUCAGCUCUUUGUACAGACAGAAUGUUAAUUUUUCAAACAUAUAUAAUCGCCUUUCUAUUUAUUGUGGGAAUCCAUCGAUUACUGGCGAAUCCAUCAUCUAAAGAUUCUCCUUUGGAAAUCACAUCAACGGAAAAAGCAAGAAAGCAUAAUGAAUCACCAACAAUUGAUGAAACUGACGAAAAACAUAACUGGGACUGCCAAGCAGAGUCAGACUACAUCCAGAAACAGAUUGCACUGACAUCAACGUUGCUGAAAGAUGGCGAAAAAGCACUACAGGCGCAAAACGAUUUGUCAGCUGAUGAAACCGUUCUGGUACUGGGUAAAGCAGGCAGCGGAAAAACCAGUUUAGUCCAGUUCCUUACUGAAAAUCCCAAACUACAGUCGAAAAAAGUCCGAGCAGAUACCGGUGAGUACAUUUUGGAAGAUGGGGAGAAAAUUGGAACAUCAGCCACUGAAUCGUUCACACUUUACCCUGAAUUCGUCAACUACAAUUCGACCAUCAACUUCUGUGACUCACCAGGAUUCCACGACUCUAGAAGUUCUGCACAUGAAAUUGUCUCCAUGGAUGUCAUGAAGUCAACAGUUAGUCACUUCAAGAAGGUUAAAAUUCUGCUGCUUGAAAAGUACAGCUCUUUACAGUAUGGAGUAUCAAAGGAUAGCUUCAUAAAAACUCUUCAUCAUUUGAAUGAUGUUUUGGUUGAUAUUGAUAGAUAUAAAAAUCAUAUUGUGCUUAUUGCAACCAAAAUACCUUUCGUUUACAAAAUGGCAGAUGAUGGCGAUAGUGCAAUACCUGAAUUGAUAACAGAAGAAAUGCAUAUUGAGAGCAUCAUGGAAUAUUUGAAUCAUACAGAAUCAUCCAUAGCCGAGAAGCUCAAUCAGGAUAUUGGGAAAGGCCAAGAAAAGUUUUAUCAGAAAAUAAUCAAACUACUACAGAGUCUGCAAAGCAGAGAUGAAAAUGGAAAAGCAACAAGAAUCAAUGUCUUCCGGCGUCCAUACAAAUCUGGACCACUUAUCAACAUGUCAUUGCUUGAAAAGAACAGAAAAUCACUCACUAAAACUAUUAUUGAGGACUUGGAAUUUGUUGAGGUGAAGCAGAAUGACUUUGAUUUCACUCUAUCAAAUGAAGCAAAAAUGUACCUUGAAUGUCUUCUCAAACUGACAAGUGACACUUACAAGAGUAAGAUCAACGAACUUUCAUACAAGCUGAAUGAAUUUCUCGAUGGAAAAGUACAAAACUACAAAAGUUUCUAUCAGGUGUUGUCGGAGUUGGAAUCCUUAUAUGAUGCAUUGGAGCAAUUAUCAGAAAAUCUUGAUGAAACAAGGAAUUACAAUGAGCUUUUUGAAAAGAUUUAUGGUUUCAUAACAGAUCAGAGAAUUCCUCUACCAAUCAACUAUAAUGAGAGAAUACAUGUUUUGGAAAAAUAUGAUAGAAUGUUAUCAAAAUUUGUCAAUACAAGUGCAGUAUUCAUCCCAUCUUCCUGGACACAUCCAAUAAGACAGGUUAUCAAAGUUACCAAAGACGAACUACAUUGGUACAGAAAUCUAAACAAAUUCAUCGAGGGCCUCUCAAGUUACAAUAUACAGAAAAACAAAUCUGAGGUCUACUCAACAGUCUUUCAUGAGGGUGUGACAUCAACCAAUGGCUUGAUGGCACUGUUUAUGGAUACCACAGGAAGCACAGAUUUCAAACAGUUCAUUGAGGCACUAUCCAACACUAGGAAGCAAUCAGAAGUUGAAACAAUAUCAAAAACCCUCCUGAGUAAGAAUAUUGUUACUUGUGAUGUUCAUGGGAAACUAACAGUCAAAGGCUUUCAUGUGAUUCUUUCAGAAAUUAACUCAGAUAUUUUGAUGAGAUCCUACUGUACAAACAUGACUGUCAAAGAGAUUGCUCUGCUAGCUGUUGAUACAGUUUUCUUAGAUGAGGACACCAUUGAUAGUUUAAGGGGAGUGAACAUGUUUGUAGCAGCACCCAGAUGGCAGGUGAUUGGACAGAGGAGAAUUGUGCUCAGUGGUCAGCCAGGAUCUGCAAUUGAUGACAACCUUCUUGACUUCAAGUACUGGUUGUAUCGUGAAAGUGGAUUUGUUGGGAGACCAGGACUGCCAGGAAGUAAUGGAGGUAGCUUCUUUGGAAUUGGGUUAACGUUUUUUAAUGGAAAAAAAUUGUACAUUGAGUUGAACGGUGGAACAGGAGGACCUGGAUCAAACGGAGGAAAAGGGUAUCAAGGUUUCGAUGGUAGGAGUGCUGAAACGCUUUUGAGAUCAAAUGGAUAUGAUAUUGGAGAUUCAAUACACAAAUUUGAUAGUGGAGUUAUAACCGAAAAUUUGGAAGAUAGUUUGAAUGAAGGAUCUAAUGAUAGUAAUUUCACUUUAUCUGUGUGCAGCACAGAUUCAUAUUCUGAGGAUUUCAAUACCCGCACAGAGAUGCAAGUAGUCUUGAAAGAUGGUGAGUGCGGACAAGAAGGACUUCCAGGGGGUUUGGGCGGCCAUGCAGGUAUUGGGGGAUACCCAGGUGAUAAGCAUCUGUUUGAGCUGGGAGACUCAUCUGAGAUUGAAAUUCGAAAUGAAACAGGCAGCAUGGGAACCCAUGGAAGUAAGGGAAAAGAUGGGGAUCGAGGUGAGGAUGGAAUUGGAAUGAUUUGUGUCCAAAUAGAAGCGUUUAAAGAGAAUUAUGAAUAUGAGCUAUUCGAGAAACUAGACUCAUUCUGGAAAUGCGAGUCAAUUAAUAGCACAUCACCGACAUGCAACACUUGUCCCAAACGGGACCAAACUGUUGGAAACCAGAGCUACAUACAAGAAGGCAUUCAACAGCCAGCACCUAAAAAGUCUGCUGAUUUCACUCGGUACCUGCUGGACUACAGAAUGUUGUUAGAGGUACACUCUAAAAACACUUUAUUCAACAAGGUGAUAGGCGAUUUCAAAGAGGCCACUGAGAAGAAAUUCUCAUAUGGUCUGAAUGAAAUGGGAUUGAAGUUCUUCAAAAAAUCAUCAUAAUUUUCCACAAAUACAAAUAAGCUAUUCAGAUUGUACCAGAGGGGCCCCCCAAAACAAAAUCAUAAUACGUUUUCUGUAUGGAUAGGCGAUAGGCCUAUCUCCAUUCAAACACAAGGCUUGUUAUAUUCGAAAAUACACUGUACACACUUCAAUUGAAGCAAUAAUAUUUCUUAUGUUUGCUAGAUUCGGUCGAAAGAUGCGAGAUUUUUGCUGCAUUGAGAUUCAUUUAAACUGUUGUAAUUGGUUAAAUCAGAAGCAUUGAUGGUUGGGAAAGCUAACAGUUUCAAGUGAAUCAUGCUAUUAGAAUGAUCUGUGCGGUUCUUUUUAAUGCUAAAUUCUUCAAUCUACAUCAUCCUGCAUCAUACAGACCAAGAUCCACGCCUAAAUAAGCCCGACAUACUAUAAGGAUUGUUCAAUAUGUAGAAUGAGAGAAAGACUAUUUUGGAAGAUAUAGUUCUGCAGAUACCCUACGUAAUAUGAUAAGGAUUCAAAUUUUGGUAAGUUCUAUAAGUACAAGAUCGUCACUUUAUAUUGAUAGGACCGUAUAUUAUGAUCAUUGAAUAUGAUUUAUUAAUUUUAUUUUUACAAAAAAA